Molecule: messenger RNA, 5789 nt
Organism: Branchiostoma floridae (Florida lancelet)
Lineage: Eukaryota; Metazoa; Chordata; Leptocardii; Amphioxiformes; Branchiostomatidae
Product: protein mono-ADP-ribosyltransferase PARP6-like
Biological process (GO): endoplasmic reticulum unfolded protein response
Cellular component (GO): intracellular anatomical structure; endoplasmic reticulum tubular network; membrane
Molecular function (GO): NAD+ poly-ADP-ribosyltransferase activity; kinase binding; protein serine/threonine kinase activator activity
Source: RefSeq, a predicted model, not a curated record
UUUGUGCGUUUAUGUGCUGUUAUGCCGGAAAUGACAGUCCAGUGUUUCCGCGAAGAGGAAAACAUUGAGAAGAUCUGACUAUGAUUUCCCCUGCAUAAACGAACAAUCUGAGAGGGUAUCGAGGAAACAAAAUGUCGAGGAGGUACCAGAUGCUGCGGGCCGACAUCCGCUGUGUUAUAGGUGCAUGCAAAGACGACCCAACAUGCCCUUUUUCAGAUUUUGAGCAGGGAGAAAACUUGAUCACCUUCAACUACUCCAACAACAAUGAAGGGAAAACUUACACCAUACAUCUGUCGGAAGAUUAUCCAGAGAGAAUCCCAUUGAUCUUCAACAGACUUGCCGAAGAUCUGUGGAAGCAAGUUAACCUGCACCCUCCCGAGAUCAGCAGCAGCAGUGGCAGUAGUGAAGAUGAGGAGGACUCACAGGAGUACUUUACACAUGAUUCAGGUGGCAAUGACAUUGAUGACUAUGACCUUGAAGUUGACAUUGAUGAUUACUACAAUGAUGCUCAUGACAUGGUGGAGGAACGAAUGCACCCUCAACUGGACAAUGACAUCAAGUCAGUUGAGCAGAGGUUUGGAGCUCAUGCCAUCAACACAAGGAGGAGAUAGCCAAGGCUUGGAAAGUGAACAGACAGGAGCCUAUUGUCAUCAGACUUCACUUAUCCUUCAGCCAGUACCUGGAUGCCAAUGAGCCUCCCAAGGUUGAGGUUUUCCAGCCUUCUAACAAAGAGACUUUUGGACUGGGAAUGCAGAUACAAAAGAUAAUGGAGACAUUUCUAUCUAAAGAGUGGAAGGACCUGAGCAAUGAUCGAGUGACAGCCAUCUGUGUUCCUCUGAGGCCUGUCUCUGCUCGUGCCUCACAUCCACACAAGGGGGCUUCUUCACAUGGGAAAAAACUGAAACAGCUGCACAAAAUGUCAGAGAGCUUCCAAUCCCUGGUAUCCUCCUGGAAAGUCAGACCAGUCAAGAAAAUCCAUGACAGACAUGUGGCCCAGCUGGUGGACAUGGGUUUUACGGUGGAGAUGGCACGUAACGCUCUCUUCAUGACACGGAACAACUUAGAAGAGGCCAUCAAUCUGCUUCUUACACAACCCGAGAGCUGCAGGCCAGCAGGAGGGGGAGGGGCGGGGAGCAGCAGCUCCUUCCGUGGCACAUGGACCUCUGCACUGUUCCUGGCGCCCUCCGUGGCACAGCAGCACCAGGUCGUGCUGCCAGCGCGUCCAUCUCAGCCUUUAAAACCUGCAACCAUCGGGGACGAGCUGCACCUGGUGCCCUGUUCAACUGAGAGAGGUAGGACUGCCAAAACCAUUCCAGGAUUGGAGUACGGAUUCCUGGCACAGUGCCUAAUAUAUGCACGGAACCGCAUCCCAACCCUGAAUGAAUACUGUGUGGUGUGUGAUGAGCCACAUAUAUUCCAGAACGGCGCUAUGUUGAAACCUGUAGUGUGCGAGCGGGAAGUCUGUGUUUUUGCCUUCCAACAACUCGGUGUAAUGAGAGGAGCUGCCGAUGACAUUGCUACUGGAGCUGAGGUUGUGGACUUGCUGCUGGCCAUGGUGAAGGCCAGCUCACACUCCCCGAGGAAAGACCUGAUCCUCGACCCCUUCCCCUCAGUGGUAGAUCCUGAUAAUGCCAAGGAGAUGGUGCUCAGUCCAAAGAAAAAGAACUAUGACCGGGUGAAUGCAAUCCUGGACAGCCUGAUGAGUGUACGGGAGAUGACCCAGGCCUCAGUGGACAUGAAGAAACAACUAGACAAGAAGGACAAAUAUGCCUGGCCCUUCCUCAGCUGGGUGAUUUCCAGCAACAGAUCGCAUAUUGUCAAGCUGCCAGAAAGCAGGAGAAUUAAGUUCAUGCAUACCCCACACCAGUUCCUGUUACUGAGCAGUCCCCCUGCUAAGGAACAGGCAUUCCGUGAAGCCAAGAGGCAGCAUGGCAGUUUGUUUGCAUUCCAUGGUUCCCAUAUAGAAAACUGGCAUUCCAUCCUGAGACAUGGCCUCAUCAACGCUUCAGGUACCAAGCACCAGCUCCAUGGUGCUGCAUAUGGUAGUGGUAUCUACCUGAGUCCCAACUCCAGUGUUUCCUUCGGUUACUCCUGCAUGGGUCAUGGCAGUCACAAGGCUGCCAGGAACAAGGCUCUGCUAGUGACCCCCCAUCGGAAGGGGUUCCUGCAAGGCUGCAAGGCCCUUGGGUGUACUAAUCAGACUACUGCAGCAUCAGAGAAGACAGGCAAGAAAGAAAAUACAAAGCGUUUCUUAGAGAGUGACAACUUGACAUGCAUAGCUCUCUGUGAAGUGAUCCAUUCCAAGGAGCUAAGAAAACACAACAACAUCUGGGUGGUGCCUAACCCUGACCAUGUCUGCACAAGGUUCUUUUUUGUGUACGAAGAUGGGCAGGUGGGGGAUUCGAUGGUAGACACCACACAGGAGAAGUACCAGAAGGAGAUACUCAGGGCCAUCGGCAACAUGACGGCCACAGACUGACAAGGUCGUACAUGUAGCAGGAUAGAAACAUGCUGGUUUCAGGCAAUCUGUCCGGGCAGUGAAGUUUUAUUAGUUUUUGCUUAGUGUUGAAUCUAAAAAGAACACUGACUGGUGUUGCAGACCUGGGACCGACAUUGACAGUUUGGGUCAUGAAGGGCAGAGCCUCUUUUCCUGCUAAAGGGUGACUCACACUAAUUUAUAUUUCACAAUAUACUAAGACUUGAACAGUUCCAUGAUUAUGGGGAAAUCAUUGAUCUGUUGGCUGAUCUCAGAUUACAACAAAGUGUCAUUGUAUUAUUUACACUUGAUUAUAUAAAUUAUUUGCACAUUUCAAGUUCACAAAUUUCUAACAGAAGUGGUAGUGGUUCAGACUGAAUGCAAGUAGGGACUACACUGUUCCAUGUCGAAUGGGUCAGAACCUAGUUCCCAAAUACUGAAUAUGGCCACAGCCUACUCCAUAUAUAGAGUGUUAUAAAUUACUGGCUUCUACCCCAAAUAUUUGUGUACGGCUUGACUUUGUCUUACCUUUGUUUCCAAUUGGACAAUCCAUAAUGGUCUUCAGUCCUUUUGCAUUUCAAUUCAUAGUUAGGGUAUAAAACCAGUUUCUAUCAGAUCUCCUCAGUAUCACUAACGAAAGAUAGUGGAUGCUAUCUGAAACGUUCAACCAUUUCCAAAAUCAUAUUCAGUUGCUUGAGUAAGUGCUUUUUACCAGUCCCUGAUAACUGACCUUCAUCAACAGAUCAUUUAUAAGAUUUCAUUAAGUUAAGAUCGAGAAGUAUUUUUUAUCUAAAUAUUGUAAGAAGUAGUGAAAGCAUUCAUAUCAACUGUAGUGAAGGCAAUAUGUCUUAGUCUGAAGAAAUUUCAUUUUAGAUGCAUUGAAUGAUUAAACAGCAAACCCCACUUAAAAGGGAUUUUCUGUGUAUGGAAUUGAACAUUCCAUCCAGAGCUUCAAAACAAUAUGGCGGGUCUUCAAACAUCAAUUUUACUUCACAGCUCUUGCUUAAUAUGACUAGAAAUUCCUUUGGAUUUUGAAUAACAUUUAAUAAGAAAGAAAAACACCUAUCUUCAAGGAGAAAAUUGCAAUAUUGAAGAUGCAUAAGUUUUCCACUGUGUUUUCUAUUGCCAGCACGAUUAUAGAAACACAGUACAUUUGUACAUUCAAAGCACUUUAUACAUGUGUAGUCUUGGCUAUGAUGUUGUGGAAUAGUUUUGGACCAGUCUUUAAUACAAGAGGUGAGCAACAAAUUCUUGGCCUCACCACAAAUUUUGGGGCCUAGUUAUGAAGUAUAAAGCCUUUUAUUUUUGUCUACCAAAAAUCAAAUCAUUAUGAUUAUUACAGGUCUUCGUCAACUCUGCCGAAAGUCAGACACCCACUUAGUUGGAAUGUGAAAAGAUCCUCAUGAAACAUUUUGACAAAAUUAUGCCAUGAGGAACAUGACUCACAAGUCAAAGCUCUGAUCACAGGUCACUAUUAUUUUUCUCGCUACUUACAUGCUGAUUUUCACAGGGACGUUUACUGGAAAGUAAAGACCACAUUCAGUUGUGGAUAUUGAUAAAAGGCUUCGCACAUAUAGAAGUGCCCCAAAAUGGUGGGUUGUGCACCUUAUUGCUGGUUGAGGCUAAAUUUGUAUGUUCACUCACAUUUGUUGUGCAAGCAUCAAAAGUAACAGUUUAAUUAUAUACCAAUGUUUCCAAUCUGUUGCCUUAGUAAAGUGUAAUGUUGCACAAGUCUAGCCCGUGGAAUUGGUGACAAGUGACUUUCAAGUGACAAGUUCCUCCGUGUGGGACAAUUGUACAUGUAUAUUAAAAAGGUUGUUUUCAGUUGAAAGCCUUAAGGUCUGUUCCAGGCCUUGAUUUCGUCAUUAUGUUUUAAUCUACUAACUCCAUUGAAUAACAUAGAGAAAAAUAGUCACUUGAUGAUUCCAAAAGAGUUUCUAAUUUGUAGAAUAUUAUUCCUGUUCUUAUUUUUACUAAUUUAAACACAUAGUGUGCAAUUGAUUAAUGUUCCACCAAAACUUUCUAACCAGACUCACUGCAGUGUUUAUCAUAUUCUGUUUUGUCAGGAUUGCUUUCUGAACAAGAUUUAUGAAUAUGAAGUAAUAUUUCUUGUGAUAUUCAUUGUGGUAAUGCCGUAUUAUGUUAUGGAACAAAUGCUAUAUUAUCUAUUUUGUACAAUCUUGUUCUUUAGCGUGUAGUCUCUGUUUAUUGUUGCUUUCAUCUCUAAUGCAAGUUUGUUAUGAAUUGAAAUACUAAAAAGUACUAAAUUUAAUGUUAUUUACACAAGAAUCUUUAUUGUUGUAACAGUACAAAGGUGGUUUGGUAGUUUAUCUGCUUAUACUGAAUCUGCCCUCAGAACUGUUUGAAAGAUACUAAGACAACAUGCUAUUUAAGUGCAUAUUUACCCCUCAAGAGUUAGUUUCUGAAAUUUGCAAUGUAUGAUGGGAUGUGAUGCAGGUUAUCAGUAUCCACAAGCUGUGACCCAUGAUGCUUUGUGACAGGGUUGAGCCAUUGGUAAGACAUGUAAGAGACUACGUACACUUGUCCCCAUCUACAGUGUUAGUGUGCUAAGAGACUGGUGUGUGCUGCACUGUUACCGCUAGUCUUUCAGCCAUUUCAGUUGUUACUUGUAAUUUUAUUUACUUGUGCAGUGGUUUUAUUUGAUGGUGAAAAGAAGUUUUCAGUUUUAAAUUUGCAUUAAACAAUUCUGUAGUUCAGUAGUCAUACAAAAGGGACAUAUUUGCAGUGUCAUGGAUUUACAUUGGAGAGAUCACUGCAAGAACCCUGAAAAUAAAACACAAAAAGUUUCAAGAUUGUAUAUUAGCUGGAAGUUCACUUGUGCUUUGUUAUUUCAUUGCUGUAGUGAAAAUCAUGUCUGUGCUGCUGCACAGGUUAUAUAAAAUUGUGUCAUCAUCAUGUGUGCUGAAAAUGGUCAAUUACAGUCAUGACCAGUUAUGAAAGUACAUGUAUAGUCAUUUCAUGCUGUUGACAAGGCCAGACAGAACUUAGCUCAGAACAAGAAUCAAGGGACCAAGAAUUUCUAUGUUGUAAAGAUGUAUAUUCCCUUUCAUAGUUUGUAGCCUGAAGUCAAGAUGGCAGUUUUGUACAGAAUGAAGUCCAAAAUGUUUCAUGAUGAUAGUGCCCUUAAACAAAUGAACUUGCCAGCAUACAAAUGUAUUCACGAAUUCUAAGUGUGUAGUCAUUCCAUGAAUACGAGCUCAUACAUAUCCUUGUUGUUCGUAUUGAGCAGACUUAUCAAACCUUAAGUACAUGUAAUGUAUGUGUAUAUGCCAAUAAAUGGAUUUACACAUUA